This is a messenger RNA of Phaeoacremonium minimum UCRPA7, 525 nucleotides long. RefSeq names its product putative germinal center kinases group protein. The transcript has 2 exons. NCBI's taxonomy places the organism in Eukaryota, Fungi, Ascomycota, Sordariomycetes, Togniniales, Togniniaceae. The coding region runs from base 1 to 525 and encodes 174 amino acids. The record is from RefSeq and is a predicted model, not a curated record.
AUGAAUGCUGGGAUGACAGCUCUUCAUGAUAUGUGCGUCCUUCUGCAGAUGUCUGGACGAUUUGGAGAUGGAUUUGUGCUUGAGAAUGAGCGGGCGCUUGCUCUUCAGCACUUUAGCGCUGUGUUUCCUUAUUUUCCUCCGACGCCCACGAACCCAAAUGGCGAGCUGGACGCCCUCAACGACGUCAUCUUCCCCGCCCUCGAGGAGGCCCUCAAGCGGCGGCAGAUCCGGCUGCAGCAGCUGUACCGGACGGGGCCGAACAGCAACAAUGCGGCCUUGCAACACCAGGGCGGUGCCGGCGGCGGGGCAAUGGCCAACGCGCCGACCCCGAAGCAGCAGAGGGCCGAGGCUGCGCACGAGAAAAUCUGCAAGCUGGUGUACGAGCUGGCGCACGUGUGCAAGGAGAUCGACCACUAUGACAAGGCCGAGCUUGUGGGCAUGGGCAAGGACGUGGGGACCUUCCUCGAGGGCCUGCUGGAGGAGAUCCUGGUCAGGGUUGAGCCUCUAGACGAGGAAGAGGCGUGA